AUGGGAAAGCUUCAACUUGUCAAGUUGGAAGAUGUUGGAUCGAGACCAACCAAGCCCGUUAUGAAUAAGGUAAUUCAAGUUAAAGGGGGAAUUGAGUUGUGCUCUGUUAAUCUUCCUUUGAUCUUUACACCUCUUGCCCUUAUCGCUGGUUUUGCUAAUACCAAAGCUAUUGCUUACUUCAAGGGGUUAAUCUCCCUGUUAUCCUUGCUAUCUUUGAACCUGAUUUUCCAAGGCUUUACCAUGAUCAAGAUGCAUACCUCUACUUCUUCUAAAGGGGCUGAAUCUAAGGCAAGGCAAGUAAGGCCCGUGGUAUUGCUCGUUAUUGACGUGGUCCAUUUCUACAGCUGGCUAAAUGGAGUAAUGAAUCAGCAUGUCGGUUGGUGGUUCGAUUCCACCUUGCCUCUGAUUCCUUCGGUUACUAUGACCCUUAUCCAAGAUGCCCUUACCUCUUCAGCCAAGGCUAAGGACCCGGUGAACCUUCCCUCUUUACUCCUUCCCUCUGAGAUAUCAAAGGCAAGUAGAAUAGAAGGAACAACUCUAACACAAGCAAAAGCAAUAGGUAGCAAAUUAAAGCAUGAAAAAGCAAGAGCCUUUGACCCCUUCCUAGCUGCGCCAAUUUUUGCCUUUGGUAUGGUUGGGGAUCCUAUGGAUCCCCCCGUAUGCCUUAAACAUAAUGAAGUUCCCCCUGUUUAUGCUUGGUAUGCUUGGUAUGGGACUCAACGAAUGGGAGUAGUUUCUGAAGGGUUGCUAGCAAGAGGUUCAAAGCUUAUCGCCGGAGGAAAUCGUUUGAUAACCCACGCCUUGCUACCAUGCCCUUCCCUUAUCGCGUAG
Dentiscutata heterogama is the source of this 831-nucleotide messenger RNA. NCBI's taxonomy places the organism in Eukaryota, Fungi, Glomeromycota, Glomeromycetes, Diversisporales, Gigasporaceae. The record is from the annotation of a GenBank genome assembly.